AGUUUUGAAUAGUCACCACCUGUUCUUUUGCCUCCAACUGCAAAUAAUUUGUAAAACAAAUUGAAGACUCUCUUUUCUGUAUACCCAAUUAAAUUUUUUGACAACGACGACUCUUUUUUGCAACUGGCAACUCCCACUUUCCUUAAAGUUCUUUAUCAAUCAUGAACGUAAUAAUACUUGCUGCAGGCUAUGGAACAAGACUUCAGAAUGAUAUUAUUAAUGACAAAACUGGUAAAUAUUCGAAUUUAUUAGAUGUACCAAAACCGUUACUCCCUAUCAAAAACGAUCAACCUCUCCUGUCGCUUUGGAUGGAAAUAAUUAAUGAAGUUGACAUUAUUAAUAAGGUUUACAUUGUAAUAAAUAGAAAGUACGAAGAUCAAUUUAGGCUGUGGGCAAAAGAUCAUCCAAAUAUAAUAUUAGUUGUGGAAAAUAGUUGCUCCAACGAGGAUAGAAGUGGAGCAGUUAAAUGUAUACAAUUAGCAUUGGAUUCGAUGGAAGAAUUAACAGAUGUCAAUGUUCUAGCAGGAGAUACACUCUUCAUGAAGGAUUUUUCACUUUCAAAAGCUAUUUGUCUUUUUAAGAAUAUAUCUGGAAAUAAAGAUAUAUCUCUCAUCUCGUAUUACAAUUGUUCAGACAACGAUGUCUCUAAAAGAGGAAUUCUAGAGGUCGACGACUCUGGUCACGUGCUGCAGUUUUUGGAAAAGCCAAAACCUUCAGUUACAACUUCUAGAAAAGCUGUAAUAUAACCAAAUCACUUAAAAUAUUAGAAAAUUCUUAGUAAACGUAAAGUAGGUAACCUAAAUCAAAAAUUUCAGUGUCCUUGUUUUUAUCUCCUGCAUCGAAAUCAUACAAAACUAAUUCAAAAAUUUCUGCACGAAAAGAGAGUAAGGGCUGUUUUCUGUUCUUUCUUAGAAGAGAGUACAGCUAUUUGAUUUUCCUUUAGCAUGAAGAUAUUUCAAAAAGAGACGCUCCCGGAAACUUUAUACCAUUUUUAAUAGAAAGGUAAAAGAAAUAAGGAUAGUAGACUUUUAAAAGAAAAGAUCCAUUUUAACUAAUCUUUCAGAGAGGAAGUUAACGCUUUUGAAAUUGGUGGAAGAUUCGAUGUUGGCGGAUUAGAGUCUUAUAUUCAUUGUAGAGAUUAUUUUACUAAUCGAUAAAUAAAUAGUUUAUAUAGUAAUAAAAUAGUAAUUACAACAGAAAAA
Dimorphilus gyrociliatus is the source of this 1202-nucleotide messenger RNA. NCBI's taxonomy places the organism in Eukaryota, Metazoa, Annelida, Polychaeta, Dinophilidae. The record is from the annotation of a GenBank genome assembly.